Molecule: messenger RNA, 2920 nt
Organism: Aegilops tauschii subsp. strangulata
Lineage: Eukaryota; Viridiplantae; Streptophyta; Magnoliopsida; Poales; Poaceae
Biological process (GO): protein phosphorylation
Molecular function (GO): ATP binding; protein kinase activity
Source: RefSeq, a predicted model, not a curated record
AAAAAAAAAGUAUUACUUCCCUUCCAAUUCACCUCGUGCGGAGCAUUUUUUCCUUUUUUCUAUUUCUUCUCUUGCUGCAGAAGACGUGGUUAAUAAGCUGUAGGAAACGAAUUAAGUAUAAUUGCCAGUCGCAAAAAAAAAGAAUUAAGUAUAAUUGCAGAUGCCAUCCCAUGUUCUCCUCCGGGCAAAUGGUUUUCGCUGUUUCAGAUGUUUAAAGGGAACAUUCUGUAUGGCCAACACGCAAUAUUCGCUUCGGGUAUGUUCAUUGGGGAAGUUACAUAUUUUCACCAAAUUUCUGCCGUGGUGUGGUUGGCAAUAGGCCCCAUGUUUCACAUACACUGUGACUAGCCAUGUCUGAAACGAAGCCGACCUCUGAGUCAAGUUGAUCAACUUCUAAGAAAAGUCUGCUAAUCUGACGAAUGGCAACUUCUAGUCAAACUAUUCGGCUCAAGCUUUUAAUAAGAUCCAGGUGUAGACUCCUCCACCCCUCUUCCCCCAUUUGAAGGGCCAAGCUCAUUCUUUCUUAUCCCCUCUGCCUCGGGCUGAUUGCUUGCUUGGUCUCCAUAAAUCGCAUCGCACCACUGGUCUUCCUCUUCUCUAGAUACCUCUUCUUGGGACGCAGGGAGUACUAUUUCCCCAACCCCGUCCUCGCAUGUAUGUGCAGUUUUCCACAGAUCAAAGUCCAGAAUGUCCUCACCACCAUCGGAGCCGUGUUCUGGUUUUGGAACACCAAACUUCCCCCUUUUCAGACCAACUCACAAGGGACAAGCCGUGAGUCAAGGAUGCCAGGAUAUCAUUUUUUCAGGCAGGCUACAUGUGAUUUUUCGCAAGUAAUUGGCAGGGGCCUACUUGGAAAAGUAUACAAGGCACAUCUUCCAACCGGAGAAGUGGUCGCCGUGAAGCUGCUCUAUCUGAUGGCAGGCAUUGACGACUACAGUUUCUCACAUCUAUUGGAAGAACUUAUGAGCGUCAGUCACAAGAAUCUUGUGAGACUAUUGGGCUAUUCCUUUGAAAAAGAGGAAGAAGUACUAGAGUACAAGGGGAGAGCUGUACAUGGUGUAAACAUACGCAGGUUAAUCUGUUUCGAGUAUGUACCUGGCGGAAGUCUUGCCCAUUUUCUUUCAGAUCAAAAUCUUGGACUUAAUUGGGGUGUACGCUUCAAAAUAAUAAAGGGUAUUUGCGAGGGUUUACAAUACCUUCAUAAAGUUGGCAUUGUGCACUGUGAUCUAAAGCCAGGUAAUAUAUUGCUAGAUGAUGGAAAGAUACCAAAAAUUACAGAUUUCGGUUUAUUGCCGAUAUUCCUCGGAAGUGAUUCUGGAUUCGGAGAAGAUUCCGGACACAGAACAUUGAAGUACACGCCGUCAGAAGACAUAUGCUGGGGAGGACUGUCAGAAGCGUCUGACAUAUUUAGGUUGGGUGUUGUAAUUAAAAGGAUAGUGAUUGGCACUAUGGACUACUCGAGCAUUGCUGAUAUGGAUGAUCGUGAAUGUGUUGAGCAUGUCCACAAAUUCUGGAGGAAAAGACUACAAGAGAUAAGGAGGUAUCCCACAUUUGAAGCAGAUUGCAAACAAGUGAGGACUUGUACCGAAAUCGCUGUAGCCUGCAUGCAUAUUGACCGACGUCAAAGGCCUCUGAUGAGCAAUAUCAUUUAUAAACUAUAUGAAGUAGAAACUAUGGGAGAUCACCCAUCGUCACAGAGAGAACAGGGUAUUCAUGAUUACGAAGUCAGGAGAAUGUCACUAAAAGAGUUGGAACACAUCACGAGUAAUUUCUCUGAAAAACUUGGUCAAGAUGGCUUCGGUGCUAUUUAUAAGGGUAAGCUUGAAGAUGGGAAAGUGAUAGCUGUGAAAAGAUUCGAUGAGAGAAUGAUAAAACCAGAAGAGCAGUUUGAACGAGUGGUGGAUCUUAUGAGACUAAAGCACAAAAAUAUUGUACGACUAAUAGGCUACUGCUAUGAGCCAACCAAAGUGCCAGUUCCUGAUGAAAAGAAUCCAGAGCUGUACAUAUGGAAGGAUGUGAUAGAGAAUUUGCUAUGUUACGAGUUUUUGCCAAACAAAAGUCCGGACGUGAUAUUAAACGACAAAACUAGUGAACUCGAUUGGCAAACUCGUCACAAGAUAAUACGUGGCAUUUGUGAGGGGUUACAUCACCUUCAUGUGGGCUGCCAGGAUGCGCCCAUUGUCCAUGAGGGUAUAAAACCUACCAAUAUUUUGCUAGAUGAUGGCAUGGUCCCGAAGCUAGGGGAUUUCUGCACUUCGAUGGCUGUCACACCAAGACGGUACAUAGCACCAGAGGUCAUGGACACCGGUAAAGUUACAAUCAAGUCAAAUAUAUACAGUUUGGGUGUUCUAAUAAUAGAAAUCGCAACCGGAGGCAUGUGUCCCAGCAACGAAUCAUCUAGCCAGUCAUAUAUCGAGAAUGCUCUAAUGCAAUAUUUCAAUGUUGCAUCUAAGUACCCAUCACUUGAAGAGGGUUUCGUCCAACAAGUGGAGUAUUGGCUGUACAUUGGGAAAAGAUGUGUGAGGAUCCAACCCGAACUAAGGCCUACUAUUGGGCAACUAAUGUUUUUCCUUGAGACAGAAUCUGCCAAGCCAGAGGUACGACUUCACAAAAUACACUCAAACACAAUAUUUUCUGUGUGUAAUAUUUAUGUUUCAUUAUGUCUGAUUUAUGAAGAGAAGUAUACUUUAACAUGUCUACUGAGAGAAAGAGCAUACUUAGAAGGUGUUUAGUUUGUGAUUUCGUAACUUAAUCUGAUUACAUCCUUAACAGAUACCAUUAAAUCCCGUUUCUUUGGUUGCUACAUAAUCUGAUAACAGUAGUAUCAAGUCCCUACCUACACAAAUCUAAUUACGCUCAAAAUCCUUUGUAAUGGAAAUCACCUGUGCGAGAAACUGGAUUGAAGCGUGUUGGCUUGCAG